Molecule: messenger RNA, 3237 nt
Organism: Nomascus leucogenys (northern white-cheeked gibbon)
Lineage: Eukaryota; Metazoa; Chordata; Mammalia; Primates; Hylobatidae
Gene: TBC1D10A
Product: TBC1 domain family member 10A
Exons: 8
Coding region: 1915-3129 (404 amino acids)
Source: RefSeq, a predicted model, not a curated record
CCAUGUCUAGGACAGAAUUCUGUUCCUGCAGGGAGGCAGAGCCGGGGCUGGAAUGCUGUCUUCCCGCAGGGCCCUGCCUUGGGUAGGCUUAAGCAACGGCCCUGCCCUCACAGAGUUCAGCAGGCAAGGGUGUGGCCUCACUCAGCUUUCAUCAGAGAACUCCUUUCCCAAGGCCUGGCCUCAGAGAAUGGUAAUCCUCUGUGGUUUCUGGGAAUACUUUCCCAUGCUUUAUCCUUACUGGUCCCUACCAUCUUCCCUAAGGCAGGCAGGGUAGGGAUGACCCCCUCCAGCACCUUUAUGCUGAGGAGGCAAGAGUGGGAAAGGCUGGCUGUACUGCCAGCUCUUUGCUCCCCCCGAAGUGUUCCAGGGCUCUCCUGGAGAAGGCCAAGUAUGAUGGGGGCUGUGAUGAUGUGGGGCUGCCUCUUGCUGAGCUUAGCUCUGUGGGAGAGCCUGAAGGGCCUGUGACUUUCAGGUAAAGAACAUCCCUUUGCCAAAGCCUGCCCAAGUUGGCUUCCUUAAGGAGACCUCUGUCCCAUAGGCGCAGGAAACUCUUCCUUGCGUCUAGGGCAGUUCCCUUCAGCCCCCUUCCUCUGCCUCCUUUCUAGGCAGUCCCAGAAGCUCUCACUUGGCACCUGUGACCAGCCACUGCUACUCUUCCCCCACCACCCUCAGCCUGUCUGCCUGGCUCCUUCCUGGUUCUUGACUCUCUCUGACCCUUGGAAAGUUUUCUCUUGUUUGCACUGGUCACCAGGAAGGCCAGGGCUUCUGUACUCCCUCCUCUGAGAGCUUCCAGUGGGACUGUUGAAGGGGGUUUCUAGGUGAGGGGAAGUUAGGUGCGAGCUAAGGUCCUGGGCUUCUGUGUCAAGCAUCCUCCUGGGAUGGAGGGGCAGAGAGGAAGCCAUUGCUUACUGAACACAGACUGUGUCAGGCCCCACACUAAGCACAGUUUCCCUCUCUAAUGGACUCCUUGGACAACUCUGCACAGUAGAAGGUAUUAUUCAGAUCUUACAGUUGAGAAGUGGUUGGCUCAAAGUCAGCACUAGAUUCAAACCCACAUCCAGAUGUUCUUCUCAUGCCCUGAGUGCCCAUCCCCUUUAUCCCAGGUCAGGCUGCUUAGUGCAGGGGUUGAGGGAGUAUCAUUGGCCAUCUCACCCCUCCCCCACCACAGCAUUUAACAGGAGUGAUGCCUCUGCCUUUUUCCUUGCCCACCUUGACGGGUCAGGGCAACUGCCUUCAGAGCCUCAUUCUGGUCCCAAGCCCAGGAGGAGCCCACUGGUGAUGUAGAAAGUACACAGGGCUGGAUCCCUCCAGCCUGUGCGGUGCAGCUAGGAGGUAGUAGGGUUUCUGAUUGUAUGAAAAAUUUACCCCCACUCUGCUUGUGUGAUGAAAUUUACCCCACAAAUUUUCCCCUAUCCUCAAUGCCCCAUUUGUAAAAGACAUGAUCGUUUUGAUAGUUUUUCAAAUUGAGUUUUGCCAGUGAAAACUUCCUGAUAAAAACAGCUAGCCAGAAUUGAGCACUAGCUCUGGGUCAUGAGCUGCCUCAAACACUUCCUCCCUCACUUCUCCCAUUCUAUGAGUGGCAGGGAAGACCUGAGCCAUUUUAGCAAGGGCUGAGGUCAGGACUCACACUCAGGCCAGCUGCCUAUGCCCCAGGCUGUUGAUGUUGGGAGCUCAGGGUCAAUGAGAAGAGAGACGGGAUUCUUGACCAAAACAAAGAGGGAGCCAUUUGAGCAGCUCCCAUCUUCCUUCUGAGUUCUGCUGAGAUUUCUCCCCUCUAGGCUGGCGGUGUCCUGCCACAUGGCUGCUGAAAUCAACAUACCUGCAUGAAAGUGUCCAGGCCACACCUCUGGGCACAUUCUGGUUCAUCUCAUGACCUACCUUCCCUGUGGCUGCAGCUGAGCCGCACACAGUGCAAUGCCCUCCCUGAUUCGUCUGCGGUGCCAAAAGGGCAUCCCGCCUUCUCUGCGGGGCCGUGCUUGGCAGUACCUGUCGGGAGGCAAGGUGAAGUUACAGCAGAACCCUGGAAAGUUUGAUGAGCUGGACAUGUCCCCUGGUGACCCCAAGUGGCUGGACGUGAUUGAGCGUGACCUGCACCGGCAGUUCCCAUUCCAUGAGAUGUUUGUGUCCCGGGGGGGCCACGGCCAGCAGGACCUAUUCCGUGUGCUGAAGGCCUACACGCUGUACCGGCCCGAGGAGGGCUACUGCCAGGCCCAAGCGCCCAUUGCCGCUGUCUUACUCAUGCAUAUGCCUGCUGAGCAAGCCUUCUGGUGCCUGGUACAGAUCUGUGAGAAGUACCUGCCCGGCUACUACAGCGAGAAACUGGAGGCAAUCCAGCUGGAUGGGGAGAUCCUCUUCUCGCUGUUGCAGAAGGUAUCGCCGGUGGCGCACAAGCACCUCAGCCGUCAGAAGAUUGACCCGCUCCUCUAUAUGACAGAGUGGUUCAUGUGCGCCUUCUCCCGAACCUUGCCCUGGAGCUCUGUGCUGCGUGUCUGGGACAUGUUCUUCUGCGAAGGAGUCAAGAUCAUCUUCCGGGUUGGGUUGGUGCUGCUGAAGCACGCGCUGGGCUCCCCCGAGAAGGUCAAAGCCUGCCAGGGCCAGUACGAGACCAUCGAGCAACUGCGGAGCCUCAGCCCCAAGAUCAUGCAGGAGGCCUUCCUGGUCCAGGAGGUGGUGGAGUUGCCCGUGACAGAGCGCCAGAUUGAGCGCGAACACCUCAUCCAGCUGCGGCGCUGGCAGGAGACCCGGGGUGAGCUGCAGUGCCACUCCCCGCCCAGGCUGCAUGGUGCCAAGGCUAUCUUGGAUGCAGAACCUGGUCCCCGGCCUGCCCUACAACCUUCACCGUCCAUCCGCCUGCCCCUAGAUGCCCCCCUCCCUGGCUCCAAAGUCAAGCCCAAGCCACCCAAGCAGGCCCAGAAGGAGCAGCGGAAACAGACGAAGGCGAGAGGGCAGCUGGAGAAGCCCCCAGCCCCGAAUCAAGCCAUGGUGGUGGCCGCUGCAGGAGAUGCAUGUCCCCCACAGCAUGUGCCCCCGAAGGACUCAGCACCUCAGGAUUCGGCUCCCCAGGUCUCAGCCCACCACCGCUCCCAGGAGAGCUUGACGUCCCAGGAGAGUGAGGACACCUACUUGUAACCCUGGCAGCUAAGGCCUCCAGGGCGGGGUCUCCACAUACCUACACGGUUCAUGAACUGACAUUCCACGGCCUGCCCACCCUCUGAGGGCCAAGCUGCCUGGGCUCUG